CACGAACGACGAGCGGCUGUCGCAGUCUUUGAAGAUCAGCUCGAUGGUUCGGAAGAUCGGUUUGCGAAUGGAUUAAUUUUUUUCGAACAUUAUAACUCGUGACCAACGACCAAAGUGAUCGUUAGUUUCGUUCUGUGAACCGGGUCAGCAACAGUUGAUCGUGGAUAACGUGGAGAAUUAUGACGAUAUUCAGUGAUAAUUACAAAAGUUCCAAUUUCUGAGAAGAACUCAUAAUUAAACUAUAUUCAAACGAAACUGAUAAGGGAAACGGCACUGCCAGAAAGGAAGAAAUGGAAAUAACAAACACUACGGGAAUAUUGUUGCAGACAAUGUUGUUUAUGGCUAACCAUGAAUGGAACAACAGCUUGUACAAUGCGAUCCUCAAUGUCACCACGAACGUUAAUAACAUAACGUUAUCUUCCGAGAAUACCCGCUGCUACGGAGUUUAUGGUUGUUUCCCGCUGACCUAUCCGUGGGUAGAUGAAAAACGACCGCUGGCAUGGCAUCCGCGAUCACCGGCCCAGUUGGACGUUAGAUUCCCAGUUUUCAAUAAACCAGUUCGUGAGCAUCCUCAGUUCAUCGACAUCAACGAUCCGGAUGCCGUUCGAUCUCUAGGGAUCAACCCAAACGGUCGGAUUUAUUUCGUUACUCACGGGUACAUAGAAUCUGGUGAUAGACCUUGGAUUCAGAAUUUCGUUAACACAUUUCUGGACAAUGACCCGGAUGGUACGGCAACCGUUGUGGUUAUCGAUUGGCGCAAAGGUUCCGUGCCUCCGUACACUCAAUGUGUGGCUGAUAUCCGGCUGAUAGGUGCGAUCGCGGCUCACGUGAUUCAUAUGCUCUAUCAGGAGUUGGGAAUGCGAAACCUGGACAAGGUGCAUGUUCUUGGACAUUCGUUGGGGGCACACGUGUGUGGUUAUGUUGGAUACUAUUUGCAAAGGGAUUUCGGACUUAAGUUGGGCCGCAUCACCGGAAUGGACCCAGCGGAGCCCAUGUUUUCGGAUACGGAUCCGAUCGUACGUCUGGAUUCUUCUGAUGCCAAGUUCGUGGAUAUCAUUCAUACGGACUCUACUCCUUGGGUGGAACGCUGGCCACGACCCGGUGGUUUGGGAAUGUAUCAAGCGAUUGGGCAUGUUGAUUUCUAUCCGAACGGAGGAAGCAAUCAAGCCGGCUGCAACGAUCCGAUGGAAAAGUUUAUCCACAAGCACGAAGAUUCGUUCUUCUGGGGCUUCCAGGAGUUUUUCGGCUGCAACCAUUUGCGGUGUCACCAGCUGUACACGGACUCUAUCCCGCAGCGUUGCCCAUGGGUGGCCAUCGGAUGUGAAUCGUGGGAACAGUUUUUGGCCGGAGACUGCUUCGAAUGUGACGUGGAUGGUCAUUACUGUAUCGAUUUUGGCCCAAAUGCGCAGGGAAGUUACAAGAGGUUGAUCGAGAACGGCGUGAUGGUACAACCUCGACCGAUUCGUGCCUACAUGAUCACCGGAGAUGAUGCGCCAUACUGUCGAACACACUACAAAGUGACAUUGGCUCUAUCGGAAAGCGACGAAAGUCUAAUCCAUGGAGGAGAGAUCGGUAAAAUGGCUCUGGAUAUGUUUGGCCACGAGAGGCAACGGUCGGACCGAAUGGAGUUUACCAAGGAACCAAUCUACUUUGAGCCGGGUCAAAACUACUCUGCCGUCAUGGCCGGAAAGGAUGUUGGCAUGCCGAAAAAGGCAUUUCUUAGCUGGGAGUACAAGACGAACCCGCUGAAUCCGCUCACGUGGCGACUGUUGGCGGCACCGAGAGUUUACGUCGCGUACAUGAUCGUGCAGACCCUGGAGCACCGAUCGUGGCAGAAGCUGUGCCCCCUGCAGAACGCACCGGUUCAUGCCGAUCGAGAUAACGAAUUUCGGGAGGAGUACUGUAAUGAUUAAGGUUUAAUUGGAUCGGAAUAAAGUUACGUAUUAGUUUUAAAUUGUAGAUAA
Messenger RNA from Malaya genurostris, 1964 nucleotides. RefSeq names its product pancreatic triacylglycerol lipase-like. Lineage: Eukaryota; Metazoa; Arthropoda; Insecta; Diptera; Culicidae. Gene Ontology annotation, biological process: lipid metabolic process. The coding region runs from base 291 to 1913 and encodes 540 amino acids. The transcript is spliced from 4 exons. Gene Ontology annotation, molecular function: carboxylic ester hydrolase activity; lipase activity. The record is from RefSeq and is a predicted model, not a curated record.